AUGACCUUAUUUAAAUAUAGCAACAGAAGUGCCUUAAAUCAAAUUAGAAGAAAUUUUGCCCAUCUUCCUAAUGAUGGUCUUACAUUUAAUGAUUUUAUUUCUUCUAAUGAAAAGUCAACAAUGGAUUUAAGAACAACUGAUGGUCGUCUUCGAUUGCCUGAAUGGUUAAAAAGAGAUGUUAAAAUGACAGAAAAAGAUGUUAAUCGACAAAAAUUGGCAAAGCAAUUGAAAGGCUUAAAACUUUCUACUGUUUGUCAGGAAGCUCGAUGUCCAAAUAUAGGGGAAUGUUGGGGUGGUGGACCAGAAACACCCUCAACUGCGACAAUAAUGUUAAUGGGAGAUUCUUGUACACGUGGAUGUAGAUUUUGUUCAGUCAAAACAGCCAAACGCCCCCCUCCAUUAGACCCAGAUGAACCCAAAAAUACGGCUAUUGCAAUCAGGAGUUGGGGUGUAGAUUAUAUUGUUUUGACUUCUGUUGAUAGAGACGAUUUACCUGAUGGUGGAGCUUCACAUAUAGCACUAACUGUUGAACAUUUAAAAAGAGAAUGUCCUCAUAUUUUGGUUGAGUGCUUAGUUCCAGAUUUUGCGGGUAAUACCCAGUCAAUUCAAAGAGUAGCAAAUUCUGGAUUAGAAGUAUUUGCACACAAUAUAGAAACUGUUGAACGUUUAACUUCUUUUGUAAGAGAUCCUAGAGCAAAGUAUAACCAAUCUUUACGUGUUUUGGAAUUUGCUAAAGAGGAAAAUCCUUUACUUGUAACAAAAAGUUCAAUAAUGCUUGGAUUGGGUGAAGAAGAUGAAGAAAUUGAACAAGCAAUGAAGGAUUUGAGAUUGGUUGGAGUGGAAGCCCUAACCUUGGGUCAAUAUAUACAACCAACAAAAAGGCAUAUGGCUGUUAAAAAUUGGAUAACUCCGCAAAAAUUUGAUGAAUGGAAAAUUAGAGGGGAUCAAAUGGGGUUUCUUUAUACGGCUUCUGGUCCUUUAGUACGUUCUUCAUAUAGAGCUGGUGAAUUUUAUCUCAAAAAUAUUAUUGGAUCAAGAAGAACAGCAACAACAAAAGAGGCUUUACAACAAUAGUUUUUUUAGAUUUUAUUUUAGAUUUUUAAUUUAUAUAAAAAUAUUUGAAAUUUUUUUGAGUUUUUUAAUGUUGAUUUUAUUCAAUUUUUAUCUUUAAAUCUUAUUUUUAAUAUUUUUAGAAUUUUUUUAAUUUUUGGAAUGAGCGUAGAAGUUAUUAUGGAAUUGAAAAGGAAAGGCGGUUGUUUUUUGACUGGAGAAGAUGUUGAAGUUGAGGUUUGAAAA
This is a messenger RNA of Meloidogyne enterolobii, 1296 nucleotides long. Lineage: Eukaryota; Metazoa; Nematoda; Chromadorea; Rhabditida; Meloidogynidae. The record is from the annotation of a GenBank genome assembly.